This is a messenger RNA of Zea mays, 1576 nucleotides long. Its product is annotated as NAC domain-containing protein 35. The transcript is spliced from 3 exons. The record is from RefSeq and is a predicted model, not a curated record. Lineage: Eukaryota; Viridiplantae; Streptophyta; Magnoliopsida; Poales; Poaceae. Gene Ontology annotation, molecular function: DNA binding. Gene Ontology annotation, biological process: regulation of DNA-templated transcription. The coding region runs from base 158 to 1435 and encodes 425 amino acids.
AUCAGUCGUGCGAGCACCACCCUCUUAUCCUCUUCUCCCACUCGCGCGCCUCGCACCCCCCGGCCCAAAUUCUACGCCUCCUCCUUCUCCUUGGCGCAUUUCUUGGCGUUGCCCUAGCCCCCGCUGGCUCGCCGUCGCUUCUGGCGCGCGCUAUGCCAUGAGCGGAGACCUCGACGACGGGCACGGCGCCGCCGCCGUCGGCAACGUUGUUGCGGCAGCAGCAGGAGGAGAGGCGGCCGCGGAGGUGGCGGUGGGUGCAGGUGCAGCAGCCCGCGAGGCGGCCGUGGACGCGCACGACAACGACGUGGUGAUGCCGGGGUUCCGCUUCCACCCCACGGAGGAGGAGCUCAUCGAGUUCUACCUCCGCCGCAAGGUCGAAGGGAAACGCUUCAACGUCGAGCUCAUCGCCUUCCUCGACCUCUACCGCUUCGACCCGUGGGAGCUCCCAGCAAUGGCGGUGAUGGGCGGGAAGGAGUGGUUCUUCUACGUGCCGAGGGACCGUAAGUACCGGAACGGAGACCGGCCGAACCGGGUGACGGCGUCCGGGUACUGGAAGGCGACCGGCGCUGACCGGAUGAUCCGAGGCGAGAACAGCCGCCCCAUCGGGCUGAAGAAGACGCUCGUGUUCUACUCCGGCAAGGCGCCUAAGGGCGUCCGCAGCAGCUGGAUCAUGAACGAGUACCGCCUCCCGCCACCACCUACCGACGCCGAUCCUUUCAUUCCCAAGUCCGAGAUCUCUCUCUGCCGCGUCUACAAGCGCUCCGGCAUCGACGACACCCACGGGCAGUCAUCCUCCAGCACCCAAUUCGCUUCCUCGGCGCGGCGGACCUCGUCCCGCACUGGUGCGCCGACGGUCAUUCGUCACGGAUCGUCGCCGUCGCCGUCGUCGACGCCACUGUCACCGACGCAGCAGCUCAGCAGCUUCCAUCUGCUCCAAGGAGAAUGCUCGUCUGCGUCACCGCCGGCGCCCAUGAUGGACCAAGUGGUCACCGUGCACAGCGCGCCGCAGCAGCUUCUGACUCACCCAAGCCCAUGUACGUACGCGCCGGCGACAACGAUCUCAAUCUCAACAGCGGAAGCUGUGCCGGAAUGGGCACAGGGCGCGGAGGCUGCCUUUGCCUCCUCGUACUCGCUCUUCAACAUGGCCGCCGCCGCCGGGCCUAUGGCGGCCGGCAGCUCAAGGUCGUCCGUCGACGAGCUGAGCACGCUGGUUGGUCACAGCCAGGCCUACGCCAACCUCUCGGCCGCGACGGGCGGCCACCUCCUCCCAUUACUGACGCCGCCGCCACCGCCAAUGCUACAAACGAUGCCGCUUGGUGCGCUGCCGAUCGUGGCGCCGCCAUCGUCUUCAGUCGCUGACAAGCUUAGCUGGGACUGGAACCAGAUACCUGACACGACAGGACGGGAUUACAAUAACACUUCUGGUUUUAAGUGAGCCCAAAACUCACUGUUAUAUAUAUAUAUAUGUUCUGAAAACCUGCCAUCAGUGUAGGUUAACAUAUAUACAGCUCAUGCAUGUCCACUAGUAAAUACGAUCAAGAAUACUAAUAAAUGAUGAGGAUUAUAUUCAGAACUA